AUGGCAUUAUCUUGUUAGAUUUUCUCACUCGAACGCUUCAUUUUCCAUUUUCUCUCGAGUACAGUCUACGUUCUUCGUUUCGCAACCGUCGCCUAUACGUUAUCGGAACAUUGGAGAAGAAGAAAACGAGCAUAAAAAGGUGAAAAAUCCGAUCGUCUUCUGUCUGUCGCAUAUCACGCGAUCUGCAAUCAGGUCGGCUGAUUUUCUUCAAAUUUGUUAUCUGAAAUUCUGCGAAUUAACUGCUUCUUGUCACUGAUGAUAUCUAUAUCUCUUUCUGUUUGUAGAGCAUAUCGAGAGAGAUUGGAUCGAACUUAAGGUUCAAUGGCAGAUAUGGCGGAGAAUACUCUCUCCUGUGCUCGAUGCGGCAAACCGGCGCAUCUCCAAUGUCCAAAGUGCAUUGAACUAAAGCUUCCUCGUGAAGGUGCUGCUUUCUGGACACUAAGGCCAUUUCCUAUAUCCAGAAAUCGUAUUGUACCUGCUCACAUUGAUAAACCUGACUGGGCAGUUGAUGGGAUCCCAAAAAUUGAGCCCAACAGUGAGUUGCAGUAUGUUGUUGAGAUCAAGACUCAAGAUCAGAUUGAGAGAUUGCGAGAAACUUGCCGGAUUGCUAGGGAGGUUUUAGAUGCAGCGGCUAGGAUUAUUUGUCCUGGUGUCACAACUGAUGAAAUUGAUAGAGUGGUUCAUGAGGCUACUAUUGCUGCUGGUGGAUAUCCUUCUCCACUCAACUAUAGGUUUUUCCCCAAGUCUUGCUGCACGUCAGUUAAUGAAGUGAUCUGCCAUGGAAUUCCUGAUGCCAGGAAAUUAGAGGAUGGUGACAUUGUCAAUGUUGAUGUGUCUGUAUACUGUAAAGGUGUCCACGCUGAUCUUAAUGAAACAUAUUUUGUGGGAAAUGUUGAUGAAGAAUCUCGACGGUUGGUGCAGUGUACAUAUGAGUGCUUGGAGAAAGCAAUAUCUAUUGGUAUGUUUUGGUUCAUUUUCUAAUAAAAUAGUCUAGAAUGCUUUCAUCAUCAGUUUAGUAGCAAUACUCUAAAGUUUGUAUCUUUUUCAGGUGGGCCCGAUUCAUGCAGCCCAAACCUUUAAAACUUUAUCCUCCCCAUGGAGGCUUAAGAAGUAUUCAAGGUAGUUGAAUUAAGUUUUGGUAAUUAAUUCUUUGUUUUUUGGUUGUUAAUGAUAAUAAUUGGGGCUGCUAAGAUAACUAUGGGGCAUGUGUUUAAAUUGUCAUUUAUUUAUUUUAAGUGAGAACGCCUUCUGAAUAUAUAUUUAUCUUCACAACCUUGAUUUUGUUACCUUUAGAAGCCGAAAUUGGGCGUUUUCCAAUCUUACAAUCGUGGUGAGAGUUCAUUACAACCCUCCUUUUUUUUUCCCAAAUUCUUCCAGCAUGAUAAUUAAAUGGAAAAAAUUGAU
This is a messenger RNA of Rubroshorea leprosula, 1404 nucleotides long. Lineage: Eukaryota; Viridiplantae; Streptophyta; Magnoliopsida; Malvales; Dipterocarpaceae. The record is from the annotation of a GenBank genome assembly.